AUGAGAGUAGCUCUUUUGACUGAAGUUGCACUUUUUGCACUUGUAGGUUUACUAGCGAUCUUAAGAAAACUGCGUACGGCUCCAGAAAAAGAACUUAGAUUGCUGCUUCUUGGAUUGGAUAAUGCUGGUAAAACUACAAUUUUAAAAACUUUAGCUUCGGAAGAUAUCAGCAACGUCACACCAACUGCGGGUUUCAAUAUAAAAUCUGUGAAUACCGACGGAUUUAAACUAAAUGUCUGGGAUAUUGGUGGACAAAGGAAGAUAAGACCGUAUUGGAAAAAUUACUUUGAAAAUACUGAUGCAUUGAUAUAUGUGGUAGAUUCCGCCGAUAAAUUACGCCUCGAAGAGACGGGAAUAGAACUUUACGAACUACUUAGUGAUGAUAAACUUCAAGAUGUUCCGCUGCUGGUUUAUGCUAAUAAACAAGAUCUUCCCGAAUCAUUAACAGCCGCCGAAAUUGCUCGAACUUUGGGGCUGCCUACAAUCAAGGAUAGAUCUUGGCAAAUUCAAGCUUGCACAGCCAUUCAAGGAAUCGGAGUCCGAGACGGAAUGGAAUGGGUUUGUAAAAAUAUCAAAAAGAAGUGAAAAUAAUUAAUCUACAACAGCAGCUUAGUAAAUGAAUAAAAAUGCAAUGUCGAAAGUUACUUUUAUA
This is a messenger RNA of Diorhabda sublineata, 652 nucleotides long. RefSeq names its product ADP-ribosylation factor-like protein 3. Gene Ontology annotation, cellular component: microtubule cytoskeleton; cytoplasm. Gene Ontology annotation, biological process: cilium assembly. The transcript is spliced from 3 exons. Bases 1 to 585 code for a protein of 194 amino acids. The record is from RefSeq and is a predicted model, not a curated record. Lineage: Eukaryota; Metazoa; Arthropoda; Insecta; Coleoptera; Chrysomelidae. Gene Ontology annotation, molecular function: GTPase activity; GTP binding.